UGUCGUGGCCGAUCACAUGACCUUCUCCGUCAAAAAUUCAAUAACAGUAACAGACAAUUAGCCAUAUCUUGACCCGCAACAAUAGUUAUGGCUAAUAUUUGAAUUUUCAUAGUUGUAGCUAUAAUUCCCCGCUUCAUAAUAGUUGUGGCUAAUAUAUUGUAUUUACCCUAAUUUAAAGCAUAGAAAUUGAAGUUGUAUUUUUAAUAUUAUGGUACAAAUUAAAGUUGUACAUUUAAGUUAUGGUACAAUUUGCAGAAUUGAAGUUGUACCACAAGUCCACCACAUAAAUGUCAAAUUCCCUUAUGGUACAACUUUAACUUGUAUCUUUAACGGGUUAAUUGCAUGAUUGGCACUGAGAAUACAAAAAACGUUCAAGUUUGGUCACUCGAAAUAUUUAAAUAUAUCGGUGGUACUUCAGUUUACCGAAACUGUUCACGUUUGGUCACUCUCCGUCCAACUCCGUUAACUUUGACUGAUGUGGCAGUCAAUUCUCAAAGUUGACCGUUAAUAUAGUGACGUGGCAACUAAAAAAUUAUUAAAAAUAAAAAAAUAAUUUUUUAUAUUUUCCACCUCAUUAUUACAUUCAUUAAAAAUAAAAAUAGCAAAACAUCUAAUUUCUUUUCUACAAACCCCAUACCCUACCCGAUCCAACCUCCACCGCUGCCACGGAAUCCGACCACCGUAGCAACACUCCCCACCACCACCCGACUCCGACUCCUGCCCCAUCCCCAUCGCCGGCGCCUGCUUCCAUCCCUCCUCCCACUCUUCCGCCGUCGCCAUCCAACUCUCGCACAUUCCAACAAAUUCAACAAGCGAGAAGGGAGGUGUAAAUGGAAAGAAAAGGGGUUAGAGGAAUAAUAAGCCAAUAAGAACAACAUCAUUAUUUCGCGGAACUUCAAACUCUAAAGAUGGGGUACUGUCGUUCAAAUCUAAAGGAGAAGAGUGAUUGAUAUUGGCUAUUCUGGCUUUCCCCUGUUUUCUAGCUAGAUUUACUUGUGGGUAAUUUCAUUUUUUUGGUUACUGCCCAUUUCAAUUGAGAAGCUGGUGGGGUUGUGUUCUGGUGUUGGAUUGGUUACGGCCAUCGGUUUCUGCAGCUGGUUGGAGCAAAGGAAGCAUAACCCAUGUCCACAAACUAACACAGAGAGGGAAUGGGAAGGUCUCCUUGCUGCGAUGAGGAUGGGCUGAAGAAGGGUCAGUGGACUCCAGAAGAGGACAAGAAGCUGGUGGAUUACAUCCAGAAAAAUGGCCAUGGCAGCUUGAGAGCUCUCCCCAAGCUUGCCGGGCUGAAUAGGUGCGGGAGUUGGACGGCGGCGGCGGAGGAGUGGGAGGAGGGAUUGAAGCUGGCGUCGGGGACGGGGAUCGGGCAGGAGUCGGAGUCGGGUGGUGGUGAUGAGUGUUGCUACGGUGGUCGAAUUCUGUGGCGGCGAUGGAUGUUGGGUCGGGUAGGGUACGAGGGUUUGUAGAAAAUAAAUUAGAUUUUUUAUUAUUUUUUAAUGCAUGUAAUAAUGAGGUGGAAAAUAUAAAGUUUAUUUUUUUAUUUUUAAUAAAUUUUUAGUUGCCACGUCCACAUCAGUCAAAGUUAACGGAGUUGGACGGAGAGUGACCAAACGUGAACGGUUUCAGUAAACAGAAGUACCUCCAAUGGAUUUAAAUAUUUCGAGUGACCGAACUUGAAUAUUUUUUGUAAUUUCAGUAAUCAAUCAUACAAUUAACCCUACCUUUAACAUUAUAAUACAACUUAAAAUUUUACGUUAAAGCAUAGUAAAGCCGCUGCGUAAUUCUACCAAGUUACAAGCGCUAUCUAUGUAGCAAAACUCGCUUAAGAAGUGUCCCAAGUGGUACAAAUGAAGUCUUGUUGUCUCCAUUCUCCAAGAAGUCCUCACUUGGAUCUGAUUUGGGGUAUUUAUUGUUCUCAAAAGAAUGUCGUCCAUCUUUUGGAAACUGGCGGUGGGGGUGGCUAUUGUGGGUUGUUAAUCCAUGCAGAUCAACCCGCAAAUAAUUCAAAUCAUUCGAAUCGUAAUAGGUGGAUUGUUAAUUGAUAACUACUCACAUUAUUUGGAUUGUCAAAACGUUGUUUGUUUAUAUUAUUGAAUAGUCAUAAAAACUCUUAACUGCAUCAAAUACUAAUCAUCUGCUUCUAAAGAUGUGGAGAAUAAAGAAUAAUUUUGGACUACUAUUAUUGGUUACUAUGCAAUGAAUGUCCAUAAAAUAUCGAAAUGCAAAUUAUAAACUAUUAAUUGUAUCAAAGUUGCAAAGUGGGCAAGUUUUCUUUAUACCACCAUUUUGCUUCGUAGCAACAAGUUAUGUCUUUUGCGUAGAGUUGACACCACAACCAUGUUGGUUUCUCUCCCCGGCCCACUCGUUUCUGUAUAGACCUUGACGACAGUUGAAAAUUAUUGUUCUUCUUUUUUUCAUUCCUUGCUAAACUCAUGUAUAUUUAACACAAUUUUUGAGGUUUAAGAAUGGAAAGGUUACCUAUUUAUAAAAUAUGUGAGUAAUAGACCUUACGCGUGUUUUGUCCUGACUCGUUUUACCCGACUUGUUUGACCUGUUUUGGAGCUGGUACGACCCGCCCGUUAGGUGAGGUGGGGCGGGCAUGAGUACUCUCCCUCGACUCGACCUGCCCUGACCCGCCCCAUUCUCGACCCGUCUUUGCCUGAAUUACAUGUAAUUCUAUUCAAAUUACUUAUAAUUUUACUUUUAUUACAACAUAUUAAUCUCCAAUAAAGUUCUAAAUAUGCGAGAACCUACUUUUUUAAAAAUAAUUUAACUGCAUUUAUCAUAUUUUAAUUUGUUUCUUGGGGUUUUAAGUAAAAUGUAUAAAUAGAGGGCCUAGGUUAUGUUGUAAUGACACCCUAGGGUUUGGGAGAUAGGAUUCCAUCGUCGACUUUGUUAAUCAUGGUGACGUUUUCUUUCUAUGUUGCGUUAAACACCCAUUGUUGUUUAGUGAGUGGAUCCUAGUUGUGUCUAUACUUUAGAUUGAUAUUUAUCUAAAGAUAACAUGUAUUUGAUGCAGUUAAGAGUUUUUAUAACCUCAACAUUAUAGAUUUAAACACCCAUUGUUUAUAUCAUUUGAAUUGCUUAUGUUUGUAAUUUAUCUUUCUUACUUGCUUCUACAGAUAACAUGUACCUGAAAUAGUAAUUGAAGCUUGUUAUAGGUUUAACGAGACCAUGCGCCUAGGAUAAUCACGAGAUCAACAAGUCGAGAGAUUGUUUGAGUUCUUUAAUCCUACAUGCUACUUGUGAUAUAUGUGCUUUCACAAUUGCCUUAUGUAUAAUGAGAUCACACUCACAAUUCAGACUAAGAGCACUUCUACUAUGCUAUAUAGCAUUGGUGCUUUAAUGUACAACUCAAAGUUGUACCAUAAUAUUAAAUGUAAAGUUUAGGU
Molecule: messenger RNA, 3389 nt
Organism: Linum trigynum
Lineage: Eukaryota; Viridiplantae; Streptophyta; Magnoliopsida; Malpighiales; Linaceae
Source: the annotation of a GenBank genome assembly